AUGCUUACACACAGCACUGAGCAGGACAUCAAAUUUUCAGGUGUCACCAACCCAAGGAAAUCUAUUCUAGUGCCAGUCCCACACAUGACCAACAGCGGCUCAAUUUUACCGCCAAGCCACUGGUUCCUCACUACCCCCUACACCUUCUACACUCCCCUUCUUGUGGGAUUGACUCUGCACUCACUCCAAUCCAGCCGGCUCAUAGGUUUACACGACCCCUUAUGCCUGAUGCAGUCUUUCAACCACCCCAACCUGUACUAUGCCGCAGUACAGCCUAAACCGUCCAUGAAAAAGAAGGCGGUUCAAGCCAUUGCUGGUUUCAUCAAGUCACAGCAUGCUACCCAUACUGGGAUUGUGCAUGGCUUCUUGAAGUUGGAGUGUGAGGAACUUGCUGAGCAACUGCGAAAUGACUAUGGCUUAUCUGCCAAACAUUACCGCACCAGUAUGGGCCCACAAGAGCAUAGCACUACUCAAGAUCCAUCAUCCACUUCAACUCCAGGCUCGAGGGGCGGCAACAUCCUGGAAAGCAGCUCGAAGAUCUUUUUCAUGUGUCCUCCUCCCCUCGGCACUUAUUUAGUCCCUCCGGCAUUCACUACCUUCCUUCCAGUACUGCGCCUUCACAAUAUGGCCAAUACAUACUCUCCGGGCCCUCAUAUACCUUAUCACGCAAAUGCCUUUGAAACACCUCAUGCUGGGAGUUCACAAUUCGCUCCUGCUCCUGCUCCCUCUUUUUUUAUGAAUGUUAACAUUUGA
Molecule: messenger RNA, 753 nt
Organism: Suillus fuscotomentosus
Lineage: Eukaryota; Fungi; Basidiomycota; Agaricomycetes; Boletales; Suillaceae
Exons: 3
Coding region: 1-753 (250 amino acids)
Source: RefSeq, a predicted model, not a curated record